GUGACGUCUUCAGUCAUCUGGGGUGAUUACGUGUAAAGUCUCUUGUAUGAGCUGUAGCUCGCUGACUAGCACUGGCUAGCAUCCCGUUGGAAACACAAAGUCUAUAGCUCAUAUUACGGACUGCCACGGCUCCAGCCUUCCUUUCGGUGUUUGUAGAGAGCAAAAAAGGGCAUUUCACGCUCGAGAACCUCACGAAGUGACUUUUAAUCGAAGUGAAAAUGAUUUAGCAGUAUGGAAGUACUAUCAGGAACCUCCUUCAGGUGUUACUGCAUAGGGAAGUGGUGCUGUCUGAGGCGACACAGCAGGGAGCCUUAAACUCUGAGCACUAGGUGAAGAAACUGAACUGCACCCAAGAAGAGAAACUGAAAGAAGAAUAUGUUUGCUAAGCUGAAGAAGAAGAUUGCAGAGGAGGCGGCCACAGCACCUCGGAGUGGUGUCCGCAUACCCCGUACCAUCAGCAAGGAAUCUAUCACCUCAGUGGGAGCAGACUCCGGGGAUGACUUUGCAUCUGAUGGCAGCAGCUCCAGGGAUGACCUUCCUGCCCAGCUCCUCAGAAGAAAUGAUCAGAUCCGAAGGCUGGAGGCCAAGCUGUCAGACUACGCUGAGCAGCUACGAAUUAUGCAGAAGACCAAGGAGAAGCUUGAAAUUGCAUUAGAAAGGCAUCAGGAUUCAUCCAUAAAGAAACUUCAGGAACAGAAUGACUCUCAUCAGGCCAGCAGAGCCAAAAUGGCAGAGGGGAUGGCUUUAGCGUUGGAGAAGAAAGAUCAGGAGUGGAUGGAGAAAAUGGCCAAUUCAGAGAAAGAGAAGGCUGCCCUGUCAGCUCGGCUAGAGGAGAUGAUGGAACAAAGCUUAGCACUCUUUCAAAAAAGGGACGACCUGGAUGAACUGGAGGGCUUUCAGCAGCAGGAGCUCGCUAAAGUUAAACACAUGUUGCUAAGGAAGGAAGAACUGCUGAGCCAGCGAGAGCGGGAACUUCAGCAGAAGGAGGCUGAUAUUCAGUCGGCAAAGCGAGGGCUGGCCGAGGCUCGGGGGAAGCUCCAGACUCUGGAACGGCAGCACGAGGAGAGCUGCAGACUCAACUCUGAGCUGGAGAUAGAGCGAGAAGAGCUGCUGCUGCUCAGAGAGGAGGCUGACAAGAAGGUCGGAGAGCUAGAGGGACAAUGCCAGGAGCUGCAGUCGGUCAUCCAGCAGGUUUCUGAAGACUUCCAGAAGUCACAGAGUAUGGUUUCCACGUUGGAGAAGUCCCUCCAUGAAUUACAGACAGAACAUGAUGCUCUGAAGCUGCAGCAGCAAAAGGCGGCUGUGACAGUGGAGGACAAGGAACGCUUGUUGGUGGAUCUUCAGAAGAAAGUAACAUCGUUGGAGAGACGUCUGCGGGGGAACCUGAGCCAGGAUGAGCACCUACAGGAGCUGCUGCAGGAGAAAUCUAGUCUGGAGCAAAGUCUGGACGAGACGAGAACAGAGCUGCUGGCUGUCCGGACAAACCACGCUGAUACCGUCAGCUCUCUGGAGGCUCAGGUGUCGAGGAUGAGUGUCACUAUUACUGAGCUGCAGACUCUUCUGCGACACAAAGACGACUCGUCCAGGGCCUACAGAGAGAGGACAGACACACAGAUAGCUCAGCUGGAGCAGCAGGUUGUAGAGAGCAGUGAGAGGCUGAGCAGUGCACAGCAGCAGAUCGCAGAGAAGCAGCAGAACAUGGAGAAACUGCAAGGAGAGCGGAGUGCAGAGAAGGCCUUUCUGGAUCAGCAGCUGUCUUUGUUAGAGCAGCAGAGUCAGGAGAAGAUGAGCCGGCUGGAGGACUGCAUCACCUCUUUACAGAAGGACAAACAGACACUACAGAGCAGGCUGGCUGAUCUGGACAAGCGGAUGAAUGAGGUGGACUCUGUUCUGAAGCAGCGGACAGAAGAACUGGAGCAGUGCAGGGUGGAGCUAAACAGUCGACAGACGCUGAGCACGGAAAUCGCCAAGGCUCUGGAAGAAACCAGACGACAGAAGGAGGGCCUGCAAACACAGGUUGCAGAGCUGAGUGCGGCUCUACAGAGCUCACAGCAGGAAGUGACCACUGUCACCGAGAAGCUAGCACUCAGAGAGGAUGACAUCAGAUCACUCCAGAAUGAGGUGCAGGGGCGACAGGCAUCCCUGGUGGAGGUGCAGGAGGAGGCUGAGCGGCUGAGAGCCCAGCUGGAGCAGGUGGAGCUGGACAAAGACUCCCAGGUCACCAGCCUGAAGGAGGAGCUGCUCACACAGACUCAGCAGCUGGACAGCUGCCAGGCUCGGAUCUCCUACCUGGAAGUAGAGGUGGAAACCCUGACCGAGCAGCUUCACAGUCAUAGUGUAGUCUGUGAGGAGGAUCAGAACGGCAGUGUGACCGUGGAUGACCUGGAUCACAUCCAGAAAGUCAACAAAGAGCUGGAGCAGGAGCUCAGUGACAAGAACAGGACCAUAAAGCAGCUGCAGCAAAGACUGGCAGAACUGAAGAGGACUUUGCAGAAAGAACUGAAAUUAAAACCCGAGUCAGAAGCUGAAGGGAAGGAGAAGCCAACUGAAAGCAGAGCAGAGAAACCAGAGAGAGUUUGUCCUGACCCUGCACCUGCACCUGCAUCCACCCCGAGUCCCCCGACCUCCAACACCACAGUGACCAACACCUCUGACCUCAAUGACUCAAGAGAAAUUAAUUUUGAGUAUCUCAAGCACGUCGUCCUCAAGUUCAUGUCAUCCAGAGAGGCAGAGGCAUACCAGCUGAUAAGAGCUGUAUCUGUGCUGCUGAACUUCAGUCGAGAGGAAGAGGACAUGCUGAAGCAGACUCUGGAGUACAAGAUGUCCUGGUUUGGAUCGAAGCCUUCUCCAAAGGGAAUCGUCCGGCCUUCUAUCUCAGGAUCAGCUCAUUGGAGCUGAUUUUACAGCAGAAAGAGCUGAAGUGAUGAAGAGACUGAGAAAAAGACAGAGUACCUUCUUCCUGUCUAGCUCCCAACACUGAGCAGGACUCCAGCCUCCCAGUUUUUCUCUGGCUCUGUGGGAGGUGCUGAUGUGCGGACAGAGGAGGGGCUGCACAUCAUCAUUUAGGGACGAAGGCUUACUCAUAAUCAGUGGUGAUUUUUAAAUGACAGUUUUGAUUUUUCUUCAAUCAUAUGACACUAAUCUGAUGUUUUCUUGUCAGCAAAAAGUGAGUUACUAUGUGAGACAGUGAGACAUCACACAGAAGUAACACUAUGACUGUUAUUUUUGGGAUCGCCUCGUUUCUGUCCUUUCUGUUGGAGCAAACAUCAGCGUGACAUGAAGCGAUCUUGUUCACUGGACAGCUAGUUUAGUCUUUGGUUGCUGAGGGUCCUUUAGCUUGUUGUUUAUCACUUAAUUUUAAAUCACAGAGGGCUUAUUUAAUGAAAACGUGUCACUUUACUGACCUGUACAGUUGGCUUUAGUAUCAAUGAGUUUAUUUCAUGGUAUAUAAAUGGUUCACACUGGUGUCAAAGGACCAGCUGUUCUCACAUUCAAGAAUGCUGCAUUGGAAUCUGAAGAGUUAAUCGGGGACCAGGUGUUUGGGUUUAAUGGAUUCAUUUUGCUUCUCUGGUUAUUCACUUGUUGUUAAUCCUCCAUUAACAGCUUUCCUUUGAGGACCUGAUAGCCACCACUCCAUUUCUCUGCCACUGAAGAAGUUUUUGGUCAAUUGAGUCACCCAGAGACCGAGAGAAAUAAAACACAACCAGUUCAAAAAUUGGUCACAUAAAUAUAGAAAUUGCUCUAAUUAAUCAAUACUUUCAUUUGUUUUUUUAAAAUUUGCUUUUAAUAAUUUUUGUUGUAAAUUGUUAAUGACAAACUUUAAAGGUGAAUUAAAUGGCCUCCUGUGGUCUACCUGCAGUACCUGCUUUGCCGUCUAAGGUGCAACAAACCACACUUUGGGACUCAACAGUUAAAGAAAUCAAGGCUGUGAUCAAUGUCCAAUAUGAUCAUCAUAAUCUAAAUUUUUCCUAAUAGAUGCCAAUGCUGACAUUUCUCCAGCUACCAUGCAUGGUGAAAUGUAGUCGCUCUCUGUACUGUGGUGAAUUAGAGAUUUAAGAUCACCUGUGUAAUACCAAUAUGUGCCACAGUGUGGUGCAGUCACAUUCUGAUUUACAGAGGCAGCCUGGGAAAGAAAACUGAUCUGUUUCAGAUCAUUGUGUGUGUUAUUAUGUGAAAGCUGUUUGAUACUCAGAGUACGAUCUCUACGGGCUGUUUUUCUUUUUCUCUCUCCUUUAACACCAGUGUGAAAAAUAUACACUGUAUAUAAAUUCAACUGAAAUAAUACAAAUGUGGUCAAAGUUUUCAUACAUUCAUCAUGUACAUGAAGUAAUUUAUGGCUUGUAUUUCUUUGAACUAGUUUUUUUUUUUUUUUUUUUUUCCAGGGAUGAAUCAUUUUACAUCAUACAUGUUUCAUGACACAAGGAUACAGUCUCUCUCUCGCUCUCUCUCUCUCUCACUCACUCACUCACUCACUCACUCACUCACUCACUCACUCACUCACACACACACACACACACACACACACACACACACACACACACACACACACGUCUUUAUGUCUUUUAGCUUCACAGAGUCUAUUAACUUCUUGUUGGUGAUUGUUAUUGACUAAAAUUGCUAGUUUCUCUCUGUCAUCAUAAAGUUUUUGUUUGACAGCACUCACUCCAUCAUCCAUUACUAAGAAUAAUGGGAAGUCCAAGAUCGCAGAAGGAGAACUGUGAAUUUACACAAGUUGGGAACGUCUCUUGGACCCAUCCUUAAACAACUGUACUUUUUUUUUUUAAGAUCAUCAGUUCAACAACUGCACAUAAGUACAAGUUAUUCCAGUGUCUCACCACCUCACCAAUGUCUGGAAGAAGAGCCGACCUUUCAUUUUGAAAUGAGGCACAUUUGGUUAGGAAUUUCAGGAGCAACCCAGAAACCACCAAGGCUCGGGUCUGCUAUGAACUGCUGACAGCUGCUAAUAACAGCGUCCACAAUGACGUGAGUUUUACAUCGCCAUGGACUGAGAGAGUGCUGACCAAGAAAGAAGGCCCCACUCCAAAAUGGACGUCUGCAAACUUGGCUAAAAUUUGAAGGACAUGAAGGAGCCAACUGCUCUUUGGAGACAAUUCAAAAUAAAAAAAUAAUACCACCCAACAAUACAAAACCCAAUUCUUCUUCUUGUUUUGUUUUUUAAGUUAUUAAAGACAUGUACUGUAUAACCACUCCACCCUGGAAAAAGAACAGUUGAAAGAAAUUAAAGUCCAGAAUGAGAGUUUGUAAACUCCUGACCGCAGCUGUAUAUGAUAAAAAAAGGUAAAUGCUCUGUAAAUAAUGAAGGACAUGCUCUGCCUUCACCUGCCUUUGCUGAUGUAAAUCAAAGUACAUUCCACUUGGCUGUUUAUAAAGAGAAAUCUGUACAUACUGUAUGCAUUGAAAACUUUAUAAAUCAGUGGAUGUCAACAGUUUGAUGUGAUCGGUUUAUAGUAUUUAUCGUUAUCAUAGACCUGAGCCCAUACAUGUUUCUGCCCGAGCUCGUCACACUGUCCACAACGGUGUCUUGUCCUGAGUGUCAGUCAUGUGAUUUGAAGUUUUAUCUGUUGAGUUUGUAUAUAGAGAAAGCAAGAGUACAUCUUUGAAUGCAGAUUUGCCAUCAUGUUUUAUUAUUACAGGUAGCAGACUGAUGUGGUUAUGGACACUCCAUCAGCUUUUAUACUCUGAGAAUCAAAGAAAUGAUGAAUGCACUUUUGAACCUGGUUGAUUCUGCUGUGUUAAACACUCAAACAGC
Oreochromis niloticus (Nile tilapia) is the source of this 5770-nucleotide messenger RNA. RefSeq names its product golgin A1 (gene golga1). The transcript has 24 exons. The record is from RefSeq and is a predicted model, not a curated record. NCBI's taxonomy places the organism in Eukaryota, Metazoa, Chordata, Actinopteri, Cichliformes, Cichlidae. Gene Ontology annotation, cellular component: Golgi apparatus. Bases 376 to 2898 code for a protein of 840 amino acids.